AGUGACGCAAAAUAUACAUAUUUCAUAUGUAUAAGGGUAUUGCGUCAUUUGGGGGCUGCCAUCCUCCGUGAUAAACAUCCUUUCAUUUUUAUUCAUUUUUAUUUUAAUCUGAGUGUAAUACAUAGUCGUUUAGAUGUUGGCCACACGAAAUCAUGUGAUUUUGAAACAGUUUCACUAUGCGGAUGGAAAGAAGAUACAGAAAAUGACUUUCAUUGGAUGCAACGAAAUGGAUGGAAUUCGUACGAAAAACUUGAGAGUGGGCCUAAGCAUGAUCAUACGAAAGGCAAACCUUUGGAAGGUCAUUAUUUAAUAGCCGAAGCAACUAAUUCCCAUCCAUCACAAAGAUCUAGACUCUUCUCACCAGUUUAUAAUCAGAGCGACUCAGAAAAUGCGUGUUUUCGCUUCUUUUAUUAUAUGUAUGGACAAAAUGUUGGCCGACUUCGAAUCAUUAUUAAAUCUGUAGUAGAUAAAAUGGACAAAGUAGUGGAUAAUCAAAAGUACAUUUUUUUCGAAAAAGAAGGUUCACAAGGAAAUCAAUGGAUUGUAGGAGAUAUACCAGUCGAGCCGACUAACGCUGACUUUCAGAUCAUGAUUGAAGUAACUGGGAGCAAAGGUGUCAUCAGCGAUAUUGCCAUAGAUGAUGUGGCUUUAAUGAAAGACAGUGAUUGCUUGAAUAAUAUACAGUCAGAAGCGACUACGGAAACUGAUGAAAUCUUUGAUAUACAAUCUUGUGAGAAUCGUUGUAUGGAAACAGGAUCUGUUCGAGAAAAUACUAAUGGAACAUUUUACAGAAAUGGCCACCUCAUUGAAAAAUGUGACUGUCACCAAGAGUGCAUUAUACUCAAUACUUGCUGUUUUGAUUUUAUCACAAAAUGUGUUGAAGAUUUGACCAUAGCAACUAUGGACGAAAUUAAUACAACGGAAGUGAGUAUAACGGAAGCGACAACGCCACGAUCUAUCUCAACUUCCAGAGAUGUGGAGGCAACGCUCCCAGAUAUUCACACGCGUUUAGUCAAAGAUACAAGCUCAACACCAAAUACCAAGACAACAAAUCCAGAAAAUGCCUCAUUGAGAACAUCGAAUAUUACAAGCACUAAAAUGGUUACAACUGUGACUACACAAAAAAUAAUCGUAACAACGACAUUCUCCCCUAACAGAGGUUCCAUUGUAACACAAUCAACUAGCAUUCCUUUAAUAUCAAAUCCAAAAAAUACACACAUUUCAAAAUCGAUUAAUUUUCAAAAACACAAGCAAUUGCCAAAAACAAAAAUUGACCAAACCAUAUUAUACACACCAAGCUCUUCAAUUCUUGUAAUAACUUCAACAUCAACUGAUGCAACUUUGAGAGCAAUGCUUAUACCAGCCAAAAAACAAAAUUCACUCAGAGAUUUAACGUGGAUAUUUGCGUUAUUAUCGUUAAGUAUCCUAUUAAUAUUAACGACAAUUACAUGGAAAUAUUUAAGCGCAAACAGAUGGAAUAAUUAUAGCAGUCAUCAUGUUCAAUAUAAAUCAAAUUAUCAUUCAGAGGAUAACGAAGAAACGCUCGUUCGAAGUGGUGAUACUUCCAAUGAAAUAUUGAUUGAAAAUAAGAGUGAUUCAAAAGCUAAAAAAUAUUCGACCGAAAAAAUAAUAAGUCUUCCAAAUUUAACAAAAAUGGUUUCUGAUUGUUUAACGAAAAGAUGUGAUCAAUACAGCGAAAAACAACGCUUAACAGUUAACGAUGAGCAAUUUGACUUUUCCCUGCAAAUAAACUAUAUCAUAAUGGGACCAUGA
This is a messenger RNA of Contarinia nasturtii (swede midge), 1773 nucleotides long. RefSeq lists its product as uncharacterized. The annotation marks the transcript as partial. The record is from RefSeq and is a predicted model, not a curated record. NCBI's taxonomy places the organism in Eukaryota, Metazoa, Arthropoda, Insecta, Diptera, Cecidomyiidae. The transcript is spliced from 6 exons. Gene Ontology annotation, cellular component: membrane.